AUGGCUGACAAUCAAAGCUUCUCUAUCCAGGGGUACAACCUUGUCACGCUUUUGAAGCGUCUAGAAGCGGCAACCUCCCGGCUGGAGGACGUUACAGUUUACCAGGAGAACCACGUUUUGGGCAGUUCUGCUGCGAAGGACAUCAAGCCAGAGAGUCCAUUGCAUCCAGCUGCCACUGCUCCUGCGGCAAUUGCACCGGGAGCAGGAGCAGGAGCAGGAGCGUCCCCGGCAGCUGCAGCGCCAGCAGCCGAUGCUGAGGUUGCAAAAUCCAUCAAGGAGUUUGAUGCCUUCAUUGAAGAGAAAGUUUUGCCUUACGUGGAGGCGUCGAAGAAGAUUGAUCCGGUUCUGGGAGAGCAGGCGGAGACCUUUGAGAAGGCUGUCCAGAAGGAGCGGUCUGUUUUGAAUGCGGCCAGCAAGUCGAAGAAGAUUGCGGUCGACGACGCCAAGUUCCAGAAACUGGUGAUCGCCCCAGUGAACGAGCUGAUCAUGAAGGUGAUCCAGAUCAAGGAUGACAACAGACAGAGCAAAAACUUCAACUUCCUCAACGCCGUGGCGGAGGGUGUUGCUGUUUUGGGCUGGAUCGUCACCACGACUCCGGUGUCGUACAUCCCGGACUUCAAGGACUCUGCGCAGUUCUGGACGAACCGAAUCUUGAAGGACAACAAGGGCAAGGAGAGCGAGAAGGUGAGCUCGGAAUGGGUGAAGAGCUUCUUGAGCAUCUUCGACGCGUUGAAGACCUACGUCAAGGAGUACCAGACUACGGGCAUUGCGUGGGGAGGGUCUGGGGACUUCGAAAAGGCACUGGAUGGGUCGACUGCUGCCACCGCCGUCCCUGCCCCGGCGCCUGCUGCCGCAGCCGGCGGCCCCCCUCCUCCUCCUCCUCCGCCGCCUCCGCCCGCCGACCUGUUUGACGACGUUCUCAACGCCAAGCCCGCCGCCAAGACCGGCAGCGAGGGCGGCAUGAACGCGGUCUUCGCCGAGUUGAACAAGGGCGAGAGCAUCACCAGCGGGUUGAAGAAGGUCGAGAAGUCCGAGAUGACCCACAAGAACCCAGACCUUAGAAAGAAACACGUACCAUUACCGCCGAAAAAGCCCAGAAACUUGAGCGUCAGAGACGACAAGGACACCAAGACCCCUGCCGCCGCCAAGAAGCCGCCGCAGAACGAGCUGGUGGACAACAAGUGGAUGAUCACCAACGUCGCCAAGACCGACGUCGACAAUGGCCUCAUCACAAUCGACGGCUCCAUGGACCAGAGCGUCUACAUCGGCAACUGCCACGGCGUCGUGGUCCAGAUCAAGGGCAAGGUCAACGCCAUCAGCAUCAACGUCAGCGACAAGGUGGGCUUGGUCAUCGACAAGGCCAUCUCCAGCGUCGAGCUCACCAAGUGCAACAAAUGCGAGGUCCAGGUCAUCGACAGCGUCCCUAUCAUCAACGUCGACCAGAGCGAGAGCACCAACAUCUACUUGAGUCGGUCUUCGCUUGCAACAGAGGUCUACAGCAGCUGCAGCACUGCCUUGAACGUCAACAUCCCCUCCAGGGACGAGGACGGAGACCUGCAAGAGGUGUCCAUCAGUGAGCAGUUUGUUACCCGGUUCUCCCCCGACGGCUCCCACCUCACUACCCCCGUCUCCCACGCAUAG
This is a messenger RNA of Pichia membranifaciens NRRL Y-2026, 1641 nucleotides long. RefSeq lists its product as hypothetical. Gene Ontology annotation, cellular component: cytoplasm. Gene Ontology annotation, molecular function: adenylate cyclase binding; actin binding. The record is from RefSeq and is a predicted model, not a curated record. Lineage: Eukaryota; Fungi; Ascomycota; Pichiomycetes; Pichiales; Pichiaceae. The transcript has a single exon. Bases 1 to 1641 code for a protein of 546 amino acids. Gene Ontology annotation, biological process: regulation of adenylate cyclase activity; cytoskeleton organization.